Paraglomus brasilianum is the source of this 879-nucleotide messenger RNA. The record is from the annotation of a GenBank genome assembly. NCBI's taxonomy places the organism in Eukaryota, Fungi, Glomeromycota, Glomeromycetes, Paraglomerales, Paraglomeraceae.
AUGCAAGAACCCGCGGAACCACUUCCAUUUCAAAAGCCUAUAGGAAGCUCUUCCAACUCUAAAGAAAGCACGGGAUUUUCAAGUGCAAUAGACUCUCGUUUUAUAGAGAAAGAUACUUUAAAUGACUCUGCACGCUCAGGUGCCGUCGAGGCGGAGAAAGUAGAGUCGACCGAGUCGACAGCUGGUACUGCCGGUGACAAUUCAGGAGACAAAAUGUGUCGAAUAUGUUUCUCUGGUCCUGAAGAAGUAGAGCUUGGAAAGUUGAUAUCUCCUUGCUUGUGUAAAGGAACUAUCCGUUAUGUUCACAUAGAAUGUUUGAACGCUUGGCGAGUACGAAGUCAGAAGAAGAGCAGCUUUUUUCAAUGUGACGAAUGUAAAUACAAAUAUGCAUUUCGACGAACUACAAUUGCAAAACUGGCAACGAAUCAAGCUGUAUUGUUUCUUGUGACAAUUAUUCUCUUUAGUCUUUGUGUUAUCUUGGGUGGAAUGUGUGCCAAAUUCUGCCUAUAUAUGAUGGAUUCAGAGAUCGGAUCAGAGUUUUUUGGCGAGGAAGAAAUGACAUUAUCAUCAAUAUUCAGAAUUGACAGUCGGAAUUUUCGGCUGGGACUUUCUUUUGUCGGAAUAAUCGGUUUAUUUCAACUUAUUUUAUGGAUUGGUCCGUUCCCGUCGUUUGGUAUGCGCGGUGGUGGUAUAGGCGGUGGGCUUGGCGGCGGCGGCGGGAGUCGUGGAGAUGGCAAUGUGGCUGCUAUUGUAUUCCUAAUAUUUAUAAUAGUUGGGAUCAUCAAGUCUAUGUGGGAGACGUAUAAGUUGGUGAGAGCAAUAAGUAGAAUUGUACUGGAGAGGCUGGAAAUGCGGAUUUUGGAAGUGAAUGAGAGUUGA